Molecule: messenger RNA, 2112 nt
Organism: Asparagus officinalis (garden asparagus)
Lineage: Eukaryota; Viridiplantae; Streptophyta; Magnoliopsida; Asparagales; Asparagaceae
Product: ubiquitin domain-containing protein DSK2b-like
Exons: 6
Coding region: 142-1761 (539 amino acids)
Biological process (GO): ubiquitin-dependent protein catabolic process
Cellular component (GO): cytosol
Molecular function (GO): polyubiquitin modification-dependent protein binding
Source: RefSeq, a predicted model, not a curated record
AUUCCUUUCUUUUUCCGCUGCUCAACUAAUAAAUCUCCUCUUUCCUGUCCAAUUUCUUCCACCUCAAGCGAUCCAAAAUCCCCAAUUCUCUGUCUUCUAACUUAGGGUUAGGGUUCUCAAUCCCUCCGAUCUCUCUAACUCAUGGGCGGAGACGGCGACGGCGAUUCCUCCACCGCCACCGUCAACAUACGGUACUCCAACGGGUCCAAGAUCGCCGUGGAGACGCCGCUCGAUGCAACGGUGGAGACUUUCAAGGCGCUUCUCGCCGAGAAGUGCGAUGUGCCGGCCGCGCAGCAGAGGCUGAUCUAUAAAGGCCGGAUCUUGAAGGACGAUCAAACCCUAGCAAGCUAUGGUGUUGAAAACGAUCAUACUAUUCAUUUGGUUCGUGGAGCUGCAGCACAACCAACCCUGGCUAAUACUAAUGCAGGAGCAGGCAACCUUGGGGCUUCAGGUACUGGAAGCAAUUCGGCAGUUACACGAGGUGUAGGUGCUGGUCUUGGGGGAGAAGGUCUUGGUAGUUCAUUGUUUCCUGGUCUUGGACUCAAUGGUCUGGGCAGCACUGGUGGUUCUGGUUUAUUUGGACUUCCAGAGCUUGAUCAGAUGCAGCAACAGCUAAGUCAGAACCCUAACAUGAUGAGGGAAUUAAUGAACUUGCCCGCCAUCCAAAACAUGAUGAACAACCCUGACAUAAUGCGCAACUUGAUUAUGAACAAUCCUCAAAUGAGGGAAAUAAUAGACCGAAAUCCUGAACUUGCACAUGUACUUAAUGACCCCAGCACUCUUAGGCAGACUCUGGAAGCUGCAAGGAAUCCUGAAAUUAUGAGAGAAAUGAUGCGCAACACAGAUAGAGCUAUGAGCAACAUCGAAUCUACCCCAGAAGGAUUUAAUAUGCUAAGGCGCAUGUAUGAAACUGUUCAGGAGCCAUUUCUGAAUGCCACAACAAUGGCAGGGGAGACUGGAAAUGGGGCAGGGUCAAAUCCAUUCGCAGCCCUUUUGGGGAACCAAGGCACUACACAGACCACAGAUCGGUCAACGAACUCAACAACUGCUGGUUCUGAAGCAACUGCUGGGUCUCCUGCUCCGAAUACCAAUCCACUGCCUAACCCUUGGGGAAACACAGGAGGUACGCAACCAAACAAUGCAAGAUCUGUGAGUGAAGCCAGAGCACCUGGCAUUGCUGGGUUAGGCGGCCUUGGAAUACCAAACUUGGAGAGUCUGGCUGGCAGCAUGCCUGACCCUUCCACCUUGAGUCAGGUUAUGCAAAACCCGGCAAUAAAUCAAAUGAUGCAGAGUCUUAUUUCCAACCCUCAGUAUAUGAAUCAGGUUCUUAGUCUGAAUCCCCAGCUGCAAACUGCAAUGGACUCUAAUCCCCAGCUAAGGGAGAUGUUGCAAAAUCCAGAUUUUAUUCGCCAGAUGACUAACCCUGAAACAAUGCAGGUUGACUUUAAUUACCAAGAGAUUCUAUUUCAUAAAGUUCAUCAACCAAGUAGAUCUUUUCCCUGUCGUUUAUUAUCAUGUCAUUGUACUGCAGGGAUGCCAAACAUGGAUUUCUUGAUGAACAUGUUCGGGGGACUUGGUGCUGGUGGUCUCGGUGUGCCCAAUCCCUCCAAUGUUCCACCAGAAGAGUUGUAUGCGACACAGCUAACCCAGCUCCAGGAAAUGGGUUUCUUCGACACUCAGGAAAACAUUCGUGCACUCAGCGCCACAGCUGGAAAUGUUCAUGCUGCAGUGGAGAGGCUUUUGGGAAACCUUGGUCAGUAAAGACUCUCAUCACGCGGUGCAGAUACUAGUCGCAAAUGGGUCUCAAUGAUUAUCAUUUCUCCUAUAUAUUUUCCUUCAAGAAAAGCCAGGACAAGCAGUUAUUCACUUCCUAUUUUUUAGCGUGGGAGGGAUUAGAGGUAUUGGUUAAAAGAGGUUUGAACUUUAUGUACUCCUGUGGAAGUUAUGGGUUGCUUCUUUUUUCGUUUUUCUUUCCUCCCAUCUUCUUUCUCUUUUUAUGGAUAUGCUCUAUUAAAAAACCCAGGAUCUUUGUAAAUACAUACUUUUAAUACUUUGUGAAUUGUCUAUAUUCGACAAAUUGGGUUGAUUACUGAAUAUGUUUUAGUCUUGUCA